AUGUCCAGUGCCCCCGGGACCACAAUUGCAAAGAUGGCCCAACUCCAUGCACAGAUGGCAGAGGCCAAGUGUCAGCUCAAGGCGGAGCAAAAAAGGGCAGAGGAGGAAGCAAAACAGGCAGUAGAAGCCCAGAGGGUCAAGGAGGAAAAACAGUGGGUUGAGAGAGAGGAGGAGAAGGCGGAGAAGGAGGGGGAGAAAACAAAGGCGAACAUGUGCCUGGACUGUACUCCAGAGAGUGAAGUUUUUGCUAGCUGCCUCGAUGUUGGCGGUCGUCGUGAAAUUGCAGGAGAUUGGACAAUUGAGCUUCCUGCCAACAUGCUUAUGCCAGAAAACACCAUAGACUCAUUAGUCAAUGCUACUUAUCCUGGAAUUGCAAAUGGAGACCAAGUUGACCAUUAUUUCCUCCACCGCACCAUCCUCUCUGCACAAAAUGAUGCCGUUAGCGACCUUAAUUCAGCAAUCCUCACAAAAUUCCCUGGAAAAGAGUUAGUAGUUCUGUCAAUUGAUAAAGUGUAUCUGGCCCUCCUGAAGUGCACCUCAAACUUAAAGCUGGAUGUCCGCUUAUGCUCCUCUGCAAUAUUGAUUCCCUAA
Serpula lacrymans var. lacrymans S7.9 is the source of this 591-nucleotide messenger RNA. RefSeq lists its product as uncharacterized. Bases 1 to 591 code for a protein of 196 amino acids. NCBI's taxonomy places the organism in Eukaryota, Fungi, Basidiomycota, Agaricomycetes, Boletales, Serpulaceae. The record is from RefSeq and is a predicted model, not a curated record. The transcript is spliced from 3 exons.